This is a messenger RNA of Scheffersomyces coipomensis, 1737 nucleotides long. RefSeq lists its product as uncharacterized. The coding region runs from base 1 to 1737 and encodes 578 amino acids. The transcript has a single exon. The record is from RefSeq and is a predicted model, not a curated record. Gene Ontology annotation, cellular component: mitochondrial inner membrane. NCBI's taxonomy places the organism in Eukaryota, Fungi, Ascomycota, Pichiomycetes, Serinales, Debaryomycetaceae. Gene Ontology annotation, biological process: mitochondrion inheritance.
AUGAACCAAUAUCGACCCUUAACACGGACAAUCCAACCUUUAAUACGGAAAAAUAAUGCAUCACUAAUUACGGGUUUACGUCGAUACAGUAAUGUACCAUCUAAUGAUAAUGAAAAAGUUAAUAGUAGCAACAAGUUAAAUGAAAAAUCUGAUUCAAAGAGUCAAGAGCCUAAAUUAGAUCUAGCUCAAUUAAAUCGAAUAACAAGAGAACAACUCCUUUCUAAAGCCAAUAAUAUGUUUUCAAGAUUACGAAUAAGAUUGAAAUGGUUAUUAAAAAAGUCAAAUCGACCAUUCAAUACCGAUGAUUAUUCGGCUGUAUUUUCAUGGCUUGUAAUGGGAAAUGUCUUACUUAUAUUCCUUGCAACCACCACUUUUGUAUCAUUAAUCAUAUUCACAGCUAAUACAGUUUUAGCUCAAGAAUUUGUAGCUAGAAAGUUAGGAGAAUUCAUAACAAAAAACUCAAAUUUAACUGUCACUUUCGAACAUGCCAUUGUCCCAGGUUGGUCAGAUGGGAAAAUUAGUUUUAGAAAGUGUUUUGUUAGUAGACGUCCAACUUCAAAGAAGAAGUUUAUUAAAGGCUCACAGGCGGAGGCUUAUGCUGCAAGUUUGCACAAUCAUCGUGAAGAUGAGAAGGAAGAAGAAUUUGAAGAUGAUGGUAAUUAUACACAAUAUGAUUUAACCAUGGAAGAAGUUAACGUGACUUUGUCCUUCAACAAAUGGGUCAACGGGACCGGUAUUGUUGAAACCAUUGAAGUUAAAGGUAUGAGAGGAGUAGUUGAUAGAACUCAUGUACAUUGGGAUCCUGAUGAUGAUGCCACAAAUUAUAAGAAUAUUUAUCAUCCUGGAGACUUUGAAUUUGAAUCGUUUAAAAUGGAGGAUGUUUUAUUCACAUUAAAGCAGCCCUUGGGGUUCAGACAUUUCGAUGUAGCAAUCUAUAAUUGUGAAUUACCCAGAUUGAGAAAGCAUUGGUUAUUUUAUGAUUUCUUAAAUGCCAAUAUAAUGAGUGGUUCUUAUGAUAAUUCACUUUUCACAGUCCAUAGAAAACAAAGACUUAAUGAUUUUGAUGAAAUGUCUGACAUCAGUAAGAAUUGGAAGAGAGUUACUCGAUUAAGAGUGGAUAGUUUAAGCAUUGAUCAUUUGAAUAGAGGUUUAGAAGGUCCUUUUGGUUGGAUUACAAGUGGGAAAGUCGAUAUGAUUGGUGAUGCGAUGUUUCCUCAAACUGAUUCUGAUUAUAAUAUGACAGAAAUAGUAAAGGUUAUAACAGAAUCAAUCAGAAAAGAAGCAAAUAGAUAUAGAAAUCCUGAAGUGACAAAACCAGCAAAGCAUCCUGAUCAGCAUAUGAGAUUGACUCAUGAUGAUUUUAAUGAUAUUCAAAAGUAUUUUGUGUUGGAUUUAACCAUCAGAUUAAAUAAUGUUAGAGCAUCAGUUCCAUUCCAAGCUCCAGAAUUGAGUUAUAUCAAUUAUGCUUUGAUCAGACCAAUUGUGGGAUAUAUCAACUCUAGAAAUACUUUUAUUGAAGUUAAGAAUAGGGUAGUUAAAAACAUUCAAGAUUUCAGUGGUUCAUGGACUUUAUACGACUCAUUAUUGAUGGAUGAUCUUUCUGAAGAAUUUUAUGACAAUUUUGCUGAUUACGUUGCUGAUGAAGAGACAAGAUUGUCUAGAAUGAAAAGGGUUGGUUUCUGGUCAAUGCAAUUAUUACUUCAAUUGAUUGUAUUUGGUCUUGGUGCAUUGUCAUAG